Schizophyllum commune H4-8 is the source of this 754-nucleotide messenger RNA. RefSeq lists its product as uncharacterized. The record is from RefSeq and is a predicted model, not a curated record. Lineage: Eukaryota; Fungi; Basidiomycota; Agaricomycetes; Agaricales; Schizophyllaceae. The transcript is spliced from 2 exons. Bases 1 to 642 code for a protein of 213 amino acids.
AUGCUCGUAGCCAAGUUGUGCGGAAGUCCCUUCUGUGGCGACUGCGUUGACAAGAUCAAAUUGGAUCCUGAAGGCCAUGACUCGAAGGACCAGCCUGCUAUACUGUGUCCGGGGUGUUACAACAUUGAUACCGUGCAACCCUUCUCGCGCUUCGACGAGCUGGAUCGCACGUGCAACGAUCUGGAAGGGAAAAACAGGUUACUCACUGCUGAACACGAUACAGUGAAAGCAGAGCGCGACCUCUCCCGGUCCCAGGUCAUCAGAUGGCGCGAUUUGUGCCAAGAGAUGUAUAAUCGCACAGAUCGCGUCGAAAAAGAGAAUGCGCUACUUCGUCAGCAGCUCGGCGACCUCGAAGCUCGAUGCGACAAGCUCACAACUUCGCUUGAGAGGGCACACUACAGAAUAGCUGAACACGAAGCGGAGGCGUCGGUUCGCAACUUCGAGGCUAGUCUUUGGUCUUCCGCGCCGAUGGAACUGCCCGAUGCCAAUGUUGCCGUCUCCCUGUCUCCCGAGUGGCACGCUGAUACCUCGCCGUCGUAUAUCUGCGAUCAACCUCACCCAAGCGAGGCUGGGCUACUGGAGUUCUGCGCGUCGCCAUCCCCGCAUGAGCUCAGCGUCGGACAGUGGCUCUUAGAGUCAUGAGCCAUGCUCUGCCGUGCGCGCCAGAUGGUAUUGCCAUGUCCUCCCUAGGGAGUUCUGCUCUGAGCCUUCCUCAGUGUCCAAUGCUCGUUUUUCUUCCAUGCACUGACGCUAU